GGCGCACUAAGCCAAAGGAAGAUUCAAUCUUGAUGUCGUGGUACCAUGGGGGGAGAAUUACAUUCCUACAGUCUUAGCGCGGGAGGACAUGCGUAAACCGAACAAAGCUGUGCAGUGACGAUGUAUCUAGACUGAGCCUAGUAGGGCAUCAUGAGGAGCUGCCGCACCGAGCAUAAUAUACCUAAGCCACGCCACUGUAGGCAGACGUUUAGAAGUGCCAGAUAGAGGGCGUCUCUGUAUUUCAUGUUUGUAACUUAGGUAGGUGACGUCAUGUUUUUAUAGCAGCACUAGCUCGCUGUUGACGAAGAUGGACUACCGAACGAAACCGAUUCUCUUGGGCCUGCUCGCCAUUACUGUUGUGUCCUUGGCGGACGCCCAUGUGAAUGCAACAUCCACCGCAGCCGGAAACUGCUCAUCGGAGGCGUCGCCAUGCAAGGAAGGCAUCAUACUCCCUAUGUGGAAGCCUCAAGGGAACCUCAGCAGAGGGGAUAAAAUAGCUAGGGCCACUGUGUAUAUGGUGGUCCUGAUCUACCUUUUCCUAGGCGUGUCCAUCAUCGCUGACCGGUUCAUGGCGGCCAUCGAGGUCAUCACCUCCAAAGAGAAAGACAUCAUCGUGAAAAGAAAGGACGGCACGACCCAGGUGGUCAGCGUCCGAAUCUGGAACGAGACCGUCUCCAACUUGACCUUAAUGGCCCUCGGCUCAUCCGCGCCAGAGAUCCUACUCUCCAUCAUCGAAGUCUGCGGUAAUAACUUUGACGCUGGGGAGCUGGGACCAGGGACCAUCGUGGGCAGCGCCGCCUUCAAUUUGUUCAUCAUCAUUGCCAUUUGCGUUCUGGUGGUGCCGAAGAACGAAGUGCGGCGCAUCAAACACUUGAGAGUAUUUUUCAUCACCGCCACCUGGAGUAUCUUCGCCUACCUUUGGCUGUACUUCAUUCUCUCUGUCCACAGCUACGGGGUCGUCGAUAUAUGGGAGGCUGUACUCACCUUUAUAUUUUUCCCCAUCACCGUGCUGACAGCUUACAUCGCCGAUAAAAAACUUCUGGUAUACAAAUUCUUAUCUAAAAAGUACGCGCCGGGUGGUAGGAAUAUCACGGUCCCGUCUGAGGGUAAACACGACGUGGAAUUGGCUGACGGAAAGGCGAAUCCUCUUACGGAAGAGAUGAUAGCCCACGGAGGAGAUCAGACCGACGUUCAGGAAUUCGAGGAGCACAAGCAAGACUUCGUGUCCAUCCUAAGAGAGCUGAAAAAGAAGCACCCCAACAUGGACCACAAAACGCUCAACGAGAUGGCGGAGUAUGAAGUUUUAAACAAAGGCCCGAAAUCCAGAGCGUUUUACAGAAUGCAGGCCACCAGGACGAUGACAGGGGGAGGUAACGUGAUCAAGAAGGCGAAGCUGGAGAAGAUCGCGGACAUGAUCGAGGAAAAGCCUGAAAUCCAGCACGACGACAACUGCACUCGUAUUUUCUUCCAGCCGAGUCAGUACACUGUCAUGGAAAACGUGGGCUCCUUCACGGUGACAGUCACCAGGGAGGGCGGCAACCUGGGACAGGUCUGUCUCGUGGACUACUUCACGGAGAACGGCACGGCCACGGCUGGGGAAGACUACAUCGAGGCUGCUGGCACUCUGAAGUUUCUCCCCUACGAGAAGCACAAGCAAUUCGAGGUGACGGUCCUUGACGACGACGUGUUCGAGGAAGACGAACAUUUUUACAUUCACCUGAAGAACCCUCGCCUACAGAAAGCCAACGAGUCGUACUCGUCUCUGGCCAAUGAGGUGACACUGUCUCAGCCGUCCAUGGCCACUGUGAUGAUAAUCGACGACGACCACCCUGGAAUCUUUCACUUCGAGACCUCGGAGAUGACGGUGAAUGAGAACGUCGGGGAGGCGCAAGUCAAAGUUGUCAGAUCCUCCGGCGCACGAGGCGCUGUCAAAAUUCCGUAUUUCGCUACGGACGGAAAGGCCAAACGAGGGUUGGACUACGAGCUAGUUGGCGACCACGUGAUCUUUGAGAAUGACCAGACUGAACAAUUCAUCAAAGUUCGCAUAAUAGACGACGAGGAAUACGAGAAGUCAGAAAACUUCCUUCUUUACUUAGGGGAACCGAUUUUACUGAAAACCAGCAAAGGCAAAAAACGACGUGAAUUUGUCUGUGAGCAACUAUCCUCUUGUGUCCAGGGGACAACGCAAAGUUCAUUGACACUCGCAUCAGAGUCCGUACCUAAGCGACAGUCCAUUGUAGAACGCACUUCGUUCAGUGCCCAAAUGAGGAAACGAAUCUCCGCCAAAUUCACAAGAGAAGACGAAGACGAGGCUAAGGCUGCCUCAGACAUUGACGAUGUCCCGGAUUCCGGAAAGCCACGUCUCGGUGACUGCAACGCUAUUUCUAUUCAUAUUAAAGAGUCUCAGGAAUUUAAGAGUACGGUGGACAAGCUCAUGAAGAAGGCCAACGUGUCCAACAUGGUCAGCACAUCGUCCUGGCGUGAGCAGUUCCUUGAAGCCGUAACGGUCAGCUCAGGUGACGAGAAUGAUCUGGAAGAGGACAUUGAGGCAGAGGAGAAACUGCCCUCGUGCCUGGACUACAUUAUGCACUUUUUAACGCUCUUCUGGAAAUUACUAUUCGCCUGUGUCCCGCCAACAGACUAUUGUGGCGGCUGGGCCUGUUUCUAUGUCUCUGUCAUUGGAAUCGGAUUUCUGACGGCUAUCAUUGGGGAUGUGGCCUCCAGCUUUGGUUGUACUAUAGGACUCAAAGACUCCAUCACGGCCAUCUCCUUUGUAGCCUUAGGAACAAGUGUACCAGACACAUUCGCCAGUAAAGUUGCAGCAGUGAACGAUCGCUACGCCGAUUCGUCCAUUGGCAACGUGACCGGAAGCAAUGCUGUCAACGUGUUUCUGGGUAUCGGCAUCGCCUGGACAAUCGCCGCCAUAUAUCACGCUUCUCACGGAAAUAAGUUCUACGUCAACCCGGGUGACCUGGCCAUGUCGGUCACCGUGUUCUGUGUCAUGGCUCUGCUGGCCAUCGCCAUCUUGAUGCUCAGGAGGCUUCCUGUCGUGGGCGGAGAACUGGGGGGGCCGACCAAGCUCAAAUAUGCCACGGCCGUGGUUAUGAUUAUAUUUUGGCUGAACUACCUGGUCAUAUCAUCACUGGUCACUUACUGCUAUAUUCCAGGAUUUUAAGAAAAUUUAAUGCCAAAAUCGGAAUGCAUUGAUGUAAUUUAUGGCUUCUGUUUCAUUGUUAACAAAUUACUUUGAGGUAGAUUUGGAUUCUAUACCGUUUUGAUCAAAAUGUGUUUGUAGCUAUAUAUGAAAUUGUUUGUGAGAUCAGGUAUUGGUUUGUUGAUGAACUUCUUUUGAUAUGUAGCGUUCAAAGUUUUGUGUUGAUACAGAAAAGACCGACAUUUGUUUCAAUAGACCUGCAGGUGUCAGCCAAACACAGAAGCCCUUGACGGAUAAAAAAUUAUGAAAUCCUUUUUUUUUUUUUGCGCCCUCCGAUGGAAGGGUCAUAUUUACAUUUUCUACCUCCCCCAGUCAUGCUCCAGCUGCAACGGACAUUGCAGCAUCACGUGCAGACAUUUACAGACAGACAUACAGACGGACAGUUAGACAUUUUUAUUCAUCCCAUCUCAUAUAUUUAUAUCCAUGUAGGCUAAUGCCCUUUUGUAUACACAGAGUACCAUCGACGUGAAAUCCAUAUGAAAUACUCUACAGAGGUACACUUCCUGUUGCCAAAUAUUAUUUUAAAUAGCCACCUAUUUUGAGACGAUUGCAUAAGUAGAUAUAUUAUUCUAAUUACUGAACUUUUUGGUUGGACAUUAGAAUUGUUAUCAGGUUUAUCCUGGGAAAAAAAAAAGCUAUAAGUCCGUAGUUGAGGAAUGUAUAAUUUCCUGUGGCUGCGCAUCCCCAGCUGUGAAUUACAUGUUUGGCACAUCCAGGGCAAGUAUAACCAUUGUCCGCAGGUGGUCGAUUUAGAUUUUCCUCUCAUUCGCCGUCUUCGCCUGUCCUCGGCAGCGGAUUUUCUUUUGGUCUCAAAUGUGUAUCCCGCGGCCUUCGAAAGUGACCUCCAUCUGUCUCGUUUUGAGGCCGCAGGCAAUCAGGUGCUCUCUUCUAUGUCGGCUACGGCAAGUGGGCGCCUAAGCUGGUCUUUAAAGCGUUUCCGUGGAGCACCUCUGUUACGUCGACCAUUUUUUAGCUCCCAAAAAGACUGCCUUUGGCAUACGUUCGUCUCCCAUACUGAAUACGUGCCCUGCCCAGCGUAACUGUCGGACAAUAAGAAGUCCCUCUAUACUGUCCAUACCGGCGUUCGCAAGAACAUCGCUAUUUGUAAUGCAACAAGUCUUCGUUGCUUUCUGUAUAGUACCCAUGUCUCAGGUCCAUUAUAGAAGGAUUGUGAGAACUACCGCUUGGUAGAUAAGACAUAUGAUGUUUCAACAUAGAUGCUAGAUAUUAACAUUUUGUUCUUAAGAAUGUUAAGUAAAUCUCAGCUCUAUAGGUAUAGUAUUCCAACAUCCCCAGCGCAAUACAACAGCAACAGAAGUGAACUUGUACCGAGAAUGGCUCAAGCAUCGCUUGUUAUUAAAUGUUGCUACAACCUUAAUAAGCAUUGGUGUCGUCCGGCGCGGUCCAAAAAGAAAAUAACUACACCUUUGCAAGCUGAUGUUGAUCAGUGUCAAGAAAAAUAAAAAUCGGCUUGUGAAAAAAAAAGGGCAGGUUAGCCAAGACGGUAUUCAUACGAGUCUGAAAAUGUUUGGUUAUUUCCCUUGGUAUUUAACCCUCCAAAUAUAAUUAAUAGUGGCUCUGUUUGUGUGUGCGUUGUGUGUAGCCAAAUAAAUACAAUGUCGAAAGGUUUUUAAUGGUAUUUAAACAAUGUAAAGACAUUACAGAUGUAUCAAAGUGCAAUAUUAAGUGUAUCGUGGCCUGUUGUUUCGUGAUGUCAAAUGUCAACUGCUUAUUUCAUCAUGACAAGUGGACCAAUGUGACGCACAUUGACAUCAUCUAACCAACACUUGUAAGGAGCACCGGCUUCAGUUGGUGGAUUCAUUUACAACACUAGAGAUCAUGUGUCUUUGUUUCCACUUGAAUGAUUUAAAAUAAAUUACACAACUAGACAUCAUAAAAUGUGUGUGUGUGUGUGUGUUCGGUACUUGGUCAUUUGAAAGUUUUGUCACAUGACUGAAAAAUAAGAUAUGUGGGUUCUUGUGUUACUUCAGUCAAUAAAUUAUGUGUUUAUGUGUUCUUUUGUGUUACUUCAGACGAUAAAUCAUGUAUGUAUGUGUUCUUGUGUUUUACUUCCGGAUAUAAAUUAUGUGUGUAUGUGUUCUUGUGUUUUACUUCAGGAUAUAAAUUAUGUGUGUAUGUGUUCUUGUGUUUUACUUCAGGAUAUAAAUUAUGUGUGUAUGUGAUCUUGUGUGUUACUACAAAUAAUAAGAUGUGUGUGUUCUUGUGUUACUAGAUACUAAAAGAUAUGAGCUUUCAUUUGUUACUAGAGGCUAUGAGAUAUGUUUUUUCAUUUGUUACUAGAGACUAUGAGAUAUGUUUUUCAUUUGUUACUAGAGGCUAUGAGAUAUGUUUUUUCAUUUGUUACUAGAGACUAUGAGAUAUGUUUUUCAUUUGUUACUAGAGGCUAUGAGAUAUGUUGUUCAUUUGUUACUAGAGACUGUAUAUGUUUGCCCGAUGUUUCUGGCUGAGGAGUGUUAAGUUUGUGGGUUGGGGAAUAUUGCAAGAGUUUGUAUCUAGUGUCGUGAAAGCAUAUCUUGAUAAUAGAGAAGAUAGACUAUUUCAACAGAGUGAAUAGGAAAGAUACGUCAUACAGUAAGAAACCGGCAUAUCUUCAUGCGUUGAAUCUUUCGCUUUUUGAGAAAUAUUGCCUAAAAGAACCAAAUGGCCUCUUGUAGACAUGAAGCCCAAACCUCCUAAUGGGAAUGACGAUGUUCAGGGCUUGAACUCGAGAUCAAUCACACCGACGUUCCAAGAUGCAAACCACAACGCCAGACACUCCUGAUAUUCUUAGCGUCAUUUUUGCCUUUCAGGCGUGGUCACACGUAGCGUGUAAACCUAAUGAAGCACAGUGGUAUUGUAUGGUUGAACGUUGCACGUAGCAAAAUGUCUAGCAGUGAUAGUCUUGUAUACUUUGUCUUGUACAAAUCCAUAAAAUGAUGUAUAGUAAUAGUCUAGUAGUAUGACCUCCGUCAGUCGCAAUGGAUCAUCUCAUGGAAAUGAGAUGAAUGCCUAGGCAUUAGCUGUGGUCGGAGCGAUGUCGCUCACAAAUCAGUCCCCCCCCCCGCUCCACACAAAGGAACGGCAGUGCCGAUACAGUUUGGGGUCAGGGGCGUAGCAAGCCCGCCGCCAUAAAUAUUUGGGCCCCAGACAAUAGGGAACGUGUGUACCCCUCUGCAUCAUAGCCUUGAAAUACGCCUACAAGACCCGCUCCUUCUGUUGGGACCCCAGGCUAGAGUCCUGUUUAAUUAGAGGCACUAGAUGUAGGCUUAGAGGCACUAGACGUAGGCUUAGGGGCACUAGGUGUAGGCUUAGGGGCACUAGGUGUAGGCUUAGAGGCACUAGAUGUAGGCUUAAAGGCACUAGAUGUAGGCUUAUACACCACACAAACACGACUGUUUCUUCUCACAUGCUUUUGUCUUAACACUAAGGAACAAUGAACUGUAUUAAAACAAACACAAGUGAAUGUGACUAUAGCAGAUGUAGGCCUUACUGAAAAGUUACUGUACGAGUGAGGUGUACAUUUGUUUUAUAUAUGAAUAGAUGUCGGUUGUAGGAGCAUGAAAUAUAUUAUUUGAUAGGUUACCAAUAAAUAUGGCAUCAACAUUUAGGCCUUAAGCUACAUCUAAAUCUAACCAACACGUAGGUCUAUGAAAUAAUAUAGAUCCAUAACAUUUAGGCCUUUAGCUACAUCUAAAUAUAACUAACACGUAGGUCUAUAAAAUAAUAUAGCUCCAUAACAUUUAGGCCUUUAGCUACAUCUAAAUAUAACCAACACGUAGGUCUAUAAAAUAAUAUAGCUCCAUAACAUUUAGGCCUUUAGCUACAUCUAAAUCUAACCAACACGUAGGUCUAUGAAAUAAUAUAGCUCCAUAACAUUUAGGCCUUUAGCUACAUCUAAAUCUAACCAACACGUAGGUCUAUGAAAUAAUAUAGCUCCAUAACAUUUAGGCCUAGAACUAUAAAGUCAAUGGUAGUAAAUAAGUAAACCUAAUAUUGAGGUCUAUGAAAUAAUAUAGCUCCAUAACAUUUAGGCCUUUAGCUACAUCUAAAUCUAACCAACACGUAGGUCUAUAAAAUAAUAUAGCUCCAUAACAUUUAGGCCUUUAGAUACAUCUAAAUCUAACCAACACGUAGGUCUAUGAAAUAAUAUAGCUCCAUAACAUUUAGGCCUUUAGCUACAUCUAAAUCUAACCAACACGUAGGUCUAUGAAAUAAUAUAGCUCCAUAACAUUUAGGCCUUUAGCUACAUCUAAAUGCAUUUAGGCCUAGAACUAUAAAGUCAAUGGUAGUAAAUAAGUAAACCUAACAUUGAGGUCUAUGAAAUAAUAUAGCUCCAUAACAUUUAGGCCUUUAGCUACAUCUAAAUAUAAUUAACACGUAGGUCUAUAAAAUAAUAUAGCUCCAUAACAUUUAGGCCUUUAGCUACAUCUAAAUAUAAUUAACACGUAGGUCUAUGAAAUAAUAUAGCUCCAUAACAUUUAGGCCUUUAGCUACAUCUAAAUAUAAUUAACACGUAGGUCUAUGAAAUAAUAUAGCUCCAUAACAUUUAGGCCUAGAACUAUAAAGUCAACGGUAGUCAAUAAGUCAACCUAACAUUGAGGUCUAUAAAUAACAUGGUUGAAAAUAAUGGUAUAUCCGGUGUGCAGAAUGAAGGAAGUGAUGACAAACUAGUUGUUUUUUUUAAUAAAGGUUAAAAUAAUGUUUGUGCACCUUUUAGCACUGCAGAAUCACAUUUUCUAAACUCUUCCUUCUGCAGCCUUUUUUUUUUUUGUUUUGUUAUUUAGUUGGCUACAUUGAAGGUCAAUUAAGCGACCUUGACACUGUUUAGAUUUUGAUGAAAAUCCUCACUUUAACACGUAGGUCUAUUUGUCAUAUCUUAUACAAUACAGACGUUACUUCAAAAAAGAAGAUGAUUGCGUCCUACGCGUCAUGCAUCUAGUCAUGCAUAUUAACCAAUGACUUAACUUCUGCCAAGUUUUCCUGGCUGGCUCAGGCAACCCAAUCCAUGCUCUAAUAGCGCUAGGGAAGAAGGAGCAUUUGUCUUUUGGUCUAUAACUAUACUAUUCUAGAACUAUAACAUCUAGGACUAUGAGUAUGCCUAGCUAUAAAAUUAGUUGUAUAGUUAGGUCAUUAAGACUAUUAUAUUUAGUACUAUAAAAUGUAGGUCUAUAAGCAUAACCUUUAGAUCUGUAAUCGUUAAAUGUAGGUCUAUAUUUUCACAUUUAGGCUUUAACACUCAUUUGCUAGAGCGAUUGUACUAUGUUAUGUUAUUAGUAAAAUGUCUGUAGGCGAGGCUUAAGGAUGAUUUGUUUGGAAGAUUUGGGAGUGAGUGCCUUAUAAUUGGUUGACCUUUUUUUAUGCAAGUCGUUGUAUAUUUCAUGUUAACUGUUUAUUUCAAACAUAAAUUUAGCCCUAAAUCUAAUUAUUGUUUAUUUUAUUGAAAAAAAACAUGUUAUGCAAUUUUUUCUCUUUACCGUGUUAACUUAAAUUUCGUUACUGGCUCAGAUCUAAAAAUAAGCAAUUGUCUUUAGGGGAGGUAAUUCAACAUAAAAUAUUUUUACUUUUUUUGCGUUAACAUAAUAAUAUGGCAUAAUGGAAAAAUAAAAUUGUUGAAGUCAUUAUACAUGUAAGAUUGUAAUUAUUGUUAGUUGUAAUGUCUAUUUUUAGACGCCUCACACUGAUUAAUACGAAAAUAGUUGGACAAAGGAAUCAGGGAUCUGACGUCUUGCAGCAGACGCCAUGUUUGAAAAGAUUAAUUUGCAAAACAAAACACUUAUUUUAAAUUGUAUAUUGUGCAAUGCAGUAUUUUAUACAUUGGUCUUCCAUUAAUGUAGAGGUAGAACUAGACAAUGACCACUUCAAUUUUAAUACUAUUGUCUCCAGUACAGUAAACCUGAGUAAACCAUGGAAGGAAGUCAUAGUCGAUUUCCGAAUGGAAUGAUUCUUAAAGAAACAUUUAUGAAUUUUCUUAUUUUUUUAAAGAAGCAAUCCUACUGGUCAAUUGAUGCCUUUUUUUAAAAGAACCAAAUCUCUCGAUAAACUGAUGUCGUUUUAAAACAAGCAAUUUCAUUGGUUACAAUAAUACUGCGAAAGCGUUAUUUCGGUGACGAACUGUAUCAAACAUGCAUUUUGUUUUGGUAUUUAUAUAUUGAAUUUAACAUUUUGUUUUAAAUGGACAACUUGACAAAUUGUUUCGUUUUUUUUUCUGUGUACAUAUUUUUUUGUUACCUUGCGGUGAAUAAACCCAUUCUUAUGUUUCUUUUUUUCCCCCCUCAGUCCUGGGCUAGAAUGUAUAUAUAAUUCGUUUUUAUCUCAAAGACUUUAUCUCCCGGACUCCCAUGUGUAGCCUCAAUUUUAUUUCUAUGUUUAUAUAUGUAUGUGUUAUUUCUAUUUAUAGACGUGACUUCAAACACUAGUAGCGAGAGUAAAUUUUUUUUCCCUCUGAGCCUGCAAGAACUUUCCGAAGUGAAGAGUGACUUGCAUCUGUUCACGUUGUUUGUGUAUUUUUUCUCUAUUUUUAAGAUUAAUGUUUCUAAUAUAUUUGACAUUGACAAACACCAA
Biomphalaria glabrata is the source of this 9775-nucleotide messenger RNA. RefSeq names its product sodium/calcium exchanger 3-like. NCBI's taxonomy places the organism in Eukaryota, Metazoa, Mollusca, Gastropoda, Planorbidae. The coding region runs from base 308 to 3175 and encodes 955 amino acids. The transcript has 13 exons. The record is from RefSeq and is a predicted model, not a curated record. Gene Ontology annotation, biological process: calcium ion import across plasma membrane; sodium ion transmembrane transport; cell communication. Gene Ontology annotation, cellular component: axon; postsynapse; sarcolemma. Gene Ontology annotation, molecular function: calcium:sodium antiporter activity.